This is a messenger RNA of Salvelinus sp. IW2-2015, 422 nucleotides long. RefSeq names its product long-chain specific acyl-CoA dehydrogenase, mitochondrial. The record is from RefSeq and is a predicted model, not a curated record. Gene Ontology annotation, molecular function: acyl-CoA dehydrogenase activity. NCBI's taxonomy places the organism in Eukaryota, Metazoa, Chordata, Actinopteri, Salmoniformes, Salmonidae.
AUGAAAUGCUUACUUACAAAUAUAUAUGAACCGUUGUCUCUCUGUCCCCAGGACACGGCUGAGCUGUUCUUUGAGGACGUGCGUCUCCCUGCUUCUGCCCUGCUGGGACAGGCCAACAAGGGCUUCUACUACCUGAUGAACGAGCUGCCACAGGAGCGCCUGCUGAUUGCAGACAUGGCCAUCGCCAGCAGUGAGUUCAUGUUUGAGGAGACCAGGAACUAUGUGACUCAGAGGAAGGCUUUCGGCAAGACCAUCGCUCACCUUCAGACUGUGCAGCACAAGCUGGCAGAGCUGAAGACUGAGAUCUGUGUGGGCCGUUCCUUUUUAGACAACUGUCUGCAGCUCCACACAGAGAAACGCCUGGACUCUCAAACAGCCUCUAUGGCCAAGUACUGGUGAGAACACAACCAGAUACUGAACCU